AUGGCACAACAAGAACAAAUUAAUGGAAAUGGUGCUGCAGAUUUAGAUUUGGAUGAUUCAAAAAAACAAGGAACACGAGUGUUCAAGAAAAGUAGUCCUAAUUCAAAGAUUACAUGUUAUCUUGGAAAAAGAGACUUCAUCGAUUAUAUGGAUCAUAUAGAUCCAAUCGAUGGAGUUAUUCUCGUUGAUCCAGAAUAUGUUAAAGAUCGUAAAGUUUAUGCAUCUGUAUUAGCAGCAUUUCGAUAUGGUCGAGAAGAUCUUGAUGUACUUGGUUUAACUUUUCGUAAAGAUUUGUUUUGUUCAACACAACAAAUUUAUCCUCCUAUUGAUGAUCAAAAAAAAUCUUUAACACAUUUACAACAACGUCUUUUAAGAAAACUCGGACCAAAUGCAUAUCCAUUUUAUUUUGAAAUUCCUCAUAGUGCACCAGCUUCAGUAACACUCCAACCAGCUGCUGGUGAUACUGGAAAACCAUGUGGUGUUGAUUAUGAAUUAAAAACUUAUGUGGCUGAAACAAAUGAAGAUAAAUCACAUAAACGAAGUUCUGUUAGAUUAGCUAUAAGAAAAUUAACAUAUGCACCUGAAAUUCCAGCACCACAACCUGUUAUCGAGGCUCAUAAAGAAUUUAUGAUGUCACCUGCACCAUUACAUUUAGAAUGUACACUUGAUAAAGAGAUGUAUUAUCAUGGUGAAAGUAUUAAUGUGAAUGUUGUUGUUACUAAUAAUUCAAAUAAAACGUUACGAAAAAUUCGUAUAGCUGUUGUACAAAAUGCAGAAAUCUGCUUGUACUCAUCAACACAGUACAAAUGUGAUGUAGCUGUACUUGAAUCGAGUGAAGGAUUUCCAAUAACACCAUGUUCAAAUUUAACAAAAGUUUAUUCUUUAACACCACUUCUAGCAAAUAAUAAAGAUAAAAGAGGUUUAGCAUUAGAUGGAAAAUUAAAACAUGAAGAUACAAAUUUAGCUUCGUCGACUAUAAUUCGACAUAAUACACAAAAAGAAAAUCUUGGAAUUGUUGUGCAAUAUAAAGUGAAAAUAAAAAUAAUUGUUUCGAUGGGAGGAGAUCUAGCUGUUGAAUUACCUUUUACAUUAACUCAUCCAAAACCUCCUCCAACACCUUCGCCAUCGAGACAAUUUGAUCAACAAAAUCCAGAUGAUCAACAAGCAAUUGAUGUACCUAUUGAUCAUAAUUUAAUACAACUUGAUGCAAAUUAUGAUAGUGCUGGACAUGAUGAUGAUUUCAUAUUUGAAGAAUUUGCUCGAAUACGUCUUAAAGGUCAUGAAGGUGGAGCUGAUGAUACUGAAGCUUAA
Adineta steineri is the source of this 1311-nucleotide messenger RNA. The record is from the annotation of a GenBank genome assembly. Lineage: Eukaryota; Metazoa; Rotifera; Eurotatoria; Adinetida; Adinetidae.